AUGGAUGACUCGGCCGAUGCAGAAGCCUUCCAGGAAACAGCGAAAGUACCACAAGUGAUGGAGCCGACCCCGGCCGCAGCAAACGAAGCUCAUGUUUCCGUUGCCGUUCAAGAAAACAAAGCAGAGUCCACCAAAGCCGACUCAAAUGUCGCAGGUGACACAGAGCAGGACCAAGAUCACAAAUCAAACGCCGGGAGCGACUGGGAAACUGAAGAGGAUGCCUCCGCUGCUGCAUCUGACUCUUCUUCAGACUCUGAGGCAGAGAGCAUUGCAACGCUUGAUGACAUGCAACGUCUACAAAACGACUGUGCGAAACAUUUUACUUCGGAAACAUUUUUCAAUGCGUACACUCAAAGACUCAAAGAAAAAGCCAGAAACAGACGAGGAAAAAACCAAGGUUCGACUCUUGUCAAAGGUUUGGUCGACUAUAUGCGAACCCUGGAAGAGCGGAUCAGCAGCUUGGAAGAAAGCCAAGAUGCCGGAAGUGAAGCCAAUACAGAACCAGGUCAUGUUGAGACAGAUAUCUAUGAUGCACAAGUAAAGCUUGACAUCAAGUUCUUCGACGAAGCAGCUUACACAUAUGAUAAUAUAUUCUAUGCCCAAGCACACAGCAGGGAAGAAAAGGGGACGUUCAUGUGUGGGCACGAUGAUCAACAUUUAAUUCGCGUGCUGUACUCCAAGCAUGCAGAGGCCAAACCGAAGCCACAGAAGCUUGGGAAACUGGCUGAUCCUGAUCCACCCAACCCCAGCGAAAUCAACAUGCUGCUUUGCAAUAUAUCCUCUAAGGCUAUUGCCAGAUUCUUUGUAAAAAUACUCAAUUGUAAUCCCACCGAUGUGAUCAGGUUUGGAAAUCCCUUUCGACCAAUCAUCGGGAAUAUCGGGCUCAUCAGAGAUCAUCUCCGCAAACUGGAGGGGCUUUAUGGUGAGGCUGCAGCUGAAGGCUCAUCGGAAGCCCAAAGGAACACCAAUGGCGGAUCUACGCCAUCCAAUAGUUCCAUCAACCAAAAAGGCUCCGACGCGGCAGACUUUCCCUUUAACGACGGUCAAAUCGACAAUGUACAAGCCUAUGAUCAGCCCGCAGCCCUUCAGCAUUUCAGACUCUUCUUGGAUUUCGUCGACAAGUACCUGGGCGACAAAAUUGCAUUGUACGACCGUCUACGCAACGGAAAAGAGCAACAAAUUGCCUUUGUCAAUCUUUGGAUGCUUUUUGAUGUAGGUGACACAAUCUACUGCCCUUCACGUUCAAGUGCAGGCGAAGAGUACGCAAGACCGGGUCUCGACCAAUCGCCCCACGUGCCUGUCACACGGUAUACUCCACAAGCAUACCGAGUAGUAGCCACAGAUGGUGGUAUGCCUCAUAGAAGUACUAUAGGUUUUCCCACUUCAGGUGCAGCCAACGAUGGCUUGGAUACCACCACAUUCAGCGCGACUAUGGUGAGUGCUGGAGACCCAGCCAUUGAAACGAUGAAAGCAGCCGCAAAUAUAUCUAGAAAGAUCAGGAGCGCGUAUGGUUCUUUCGUUGUAUAUUGCUUUUACGUCGAUUUCGAUGGUAGGCGCUACGGGAAAGUACGCGAUGUGUUUGUUUUCAAACCAUACGAGCGUGAAAUGGAUAUCCGUGGUCUUCAGGCAUAUCCUAUGGCGUACGCACCAUCCAAUGACCUUCAUACCCGUGGCCAAAGAUUUCUCGAAGCCACAAAGGUUUCUCACCUCCAAUACGAGGGUCUCACCGUAGGACCUCUACGCGAAGAAAUCAACAGCCCAGUAGUAGUUGACAUAAAAUUGGCAUAUGAAGGGGGACGCGACAUUGCAGAGGCUUUGAUCAAAGUCCCAAUUAUUUCUCCAGGGGUGCGUGAUGCAGUUGUAUGGAUGCCUGGGGUCUUUGAGGCUUCCCACAAUAUCUUUGGCAAAAGACCUUCCUGCUCGCAUAGAUGGUGCAUUUCACUACAGUGUACCUAUGAUUGCUACAAUACAGGUCAGGCAACCCAGGGGCACAAAAUGUUGACCGAUGCCGAUCUCGUACUUGAGGAGUAUGAAAGUGAAAUGUUACGGGGUCUGGAGGGGCUUGCUCAGUUCACACAGCUGAUGGCCGAGAGGAACUUGGUCGAACUGUUACCUGGCAUGAUUCCAGGCUUUGCACUGAGGAACAGGAAAUGGGUCCUCCUCGACAUCUCUCGGCUGGAGCGCGUUGAGCAAAAUAACGAGUGGGACAACCUUGUUCUCCCACCAGGCCAUCGAGAAAUGGUUCAAGCUAUGGUAGAAACCCACACACAAGAUUUACAAUCUAAUCGAGACUCUCGACCGGGCAUGGAUCUGGUGAAAGGAAAAGGAAGGGGUUGUAUUAUUCUCUUACAUGGUGUUCCGGGUGUAGGGAAGACUUCCACCGCAGAAUGUGUUGCUGCUCAUACCAAGAAACCUCUGUACCCCAUUACGUGCGGUGACGUUGGCUACAAGGCCGAAGAUGUUGAGAGAAACAUGGAAAGCCACUUCAAGCUAGCACACAGAUGGGGGUGUGUUCUCUUGUUGGAUGAAGCCGAUGUGUUUCUUGCGAGGCGUGACCAAAAGGAUGUCCAGCGGAACGGACUGGUAUCAGUUUUCUUGCGAAUUCUGGAAUAUUAUUCUGGAAUUCUGUUCUUGACAACGAAUCGGGUUGGCGAUAUUGACGAAGCGUUCCGCUCUCGUCUGCAUCUGACCUUGUAUUACCCCAAGCUAAAAAGAAAGCAAACGAAAAAGAUCUUCAAGCGGAACUUUGAAAGAAUCAAUGAUGUGAACCAAGGGCGCACGGAGCAUGGUAUUCCGCCGUUCAUUUACAAGGACUCUGAGCCGAAGAUCAUGCAAUGGGCUGGAGAGACGUACAAAACACUGCAAUGGAAUGGUCGUCAAAUUCGCAACACAUUCCAGACCGUUCUGGCUCUAGCCGAGUUCCAUGCGAAGCAGCGCGACGGCGAUGCAUACUCACCGGUGGUGACCAAGAAACUCUUCAAGAUUGUAGCCAACGCCGCGAUCCUCUUCAACGAAUACCUGGCAGCCACUCACGGCGCAGAUCAAGACAAGAUGGCACAACAAACUUACAUCAGAGCAAACUCAUUCGAACCGUCGAAAGAGCACCGUUUCACCAGCCUCGCAGAUGACACAUCAGAGUCCAGUUCCCAGGAGGAUGACAGCUCAAGCAACGAUUCAGGCAGCGAUUCCGAUGAGUCAGACUCGAGCGACGACGCGCAGGAGAGCAUGAAGAAGUCAAGUAACGCCAAGAAGGGCAAGCAAUCGAAGAGAAGCUCCAGAAAGAAGCGGAAGAGUUCGGCCAAGGAGAAGAAGUCGGAAAAGAAAUCGAAGGAUAAGAAGAAAGAGAAGAAGAAGGAUGAGAGCAGUGAUUCUGAUUCAUAG
Pestalotiopsis fici W106-1 is the source of this 3381-nucleotide messenger RNA. RefSeq lists its product as uncharacterized. The transcript is spliced from 9 exons. Bases 1 to 3381 code for a protein of 1126 amino acids. Gene Ontology annotation, molecular function: ATP hydrolysis activity; ATP binding. The record is from RefSeq and is a predicted model, not a curated record. Lineage: Eukaryota; Fungi; Ascomycota; Sordariomycetes; Amphisphaeriales; Sporocadaceae.